UAACGGCUUUAUUGAACGAAAUGGUUGUCAUUAGUAUUAAAGUUUUGGCAAUAUGUAUGUGCUUUUUAAAUAUGGUGUGGCUAACAGGUGGUAUGACGUGAUGAUUUGGAGCCGACGUGGCGUCUACAUCAACAUAUUAUUUAACCAACGACGUCUCUAAUGACAUUAAAAGAUUUUAACUGGCUAUAUUUGUCCAACGAGCAUUCUAAAUCUAAAUAUAUUUGUGACUUUUACAAAAGUUGACAAUUUAUUGUCACAAAUAACUAGUAUAAUUUAUUUUUAAGUUUGCAUUCCUAAUUAGAAUUAUAAGUCUGUGACAGUUUAAAGAUUGAAUAUUUGAUUCUUUACUUAAAAGGGUAGGAUUCCUCUGUUUUCCCCUGUUCUGUGCUCUGUUUUCCUGAAGCUGGUGGUUUUUAUUUUUUAACCUUCCUUUUCUUACUGUUGGAUCGCCCGGGAAAGGACAACAGCUCUGACUGCAAAUUCGACCUCCUAAAAGCACCAAAAACUAGAAUUCAAGUGGAGGAAGAAACAAAAAUGGCCACUAGCUAGACCACAAAAAUCGAAGCACAAGAACAAGAGAGAUGGGCAGAAUACGCAAAACUACUCCGUUGUGGCUCAUCGGAUUUGCUUAUGUAUCUACUCAUCCUUGUCUCUCCCUCUCUACCAUUAUAAAAAGCGAAGUUCACAAAUCACAACUCUUCAUCUACUCCAUUUUCAGUUUCCCCCCUGAAUCUGAACGAACAGAGAAGCUGUCACCAAAUUACAAAGGCGGGAAAAUGGCGGCAGUGAAGAGGAUUAAGUUGGGUUCGCAAGGUCUCGAGGUGUCGGCACAGGGGCUCGGUUGCAUGGGAAUGUCUGCCUUCUACGGCCCUGCCAAGCCCGAUUCCGACAUGAUCGCUCUAAUCCACCAUGCUAUCAACAGCGGCGUCACUUUCUUCGAUACCUCUGAUAUCUACGGCCCUCGCACCAACGAAAUCCUUCUCGGCAAGGCUUUCAAGGAAGGUGUUAGGGAGAAAGUAGAGCUGGCUACCAAAUUCGGAUCCGUCUUUGAAGAAGGAAAGAGAGGGUACAGGGGAGAUCCUGCUUAUGUAAGAGCUGCCUGCGAGGCCAGCUUGAAGAGGCUCGAAGUCGACUGCAUUGAUCUCUAUUACCAACAUCGCGUUGACACCACAGUACCAAUUGAAGCCACGGUUGGCGAGAUGAAGAAGCUAGUUGAAGAGGGCAAAAUCAAGUACAUUGGUCUCUCCGAAGCCUCCGCGGCGACGAUCAGGAGAGCUCAUGCUGUUCAUCCCAUAACAGCAGUGCAGUUGGAGUGGUCCUUGUGGUCAAGAGAUGUGGAGGAAGAGAUCAUCCCUACUUGCAGAGAACUUGGGAUUGGGAUUGUUGUCUACAGUCCCCUUGGCAGAGGGUUCUUUGCCUCGGGGCCUAAACUUCUCGACAGCCUCGAAGAUGGAGACUUUCGAAAGAUGCAACCGAGGUUCCAAGGCGAAAAUCUGGAUCACAACACGACCCUCUUCGAGAAGGUUAAUGCAAUGGCGAAUCGAAAAGGAUGCACACCAUCACAACUGGCGCUUGCAUGGGUGCACCACCAGGGAGACGAUGUGUGUCCCAUACCAGGAACCACCAAGAUCGAAAACUUUGACCAGAAUGUUGGAGCUUUGUCUGUGAAGCUCGCACCAGAGGAAAUGUCUGAACUAGAAGCCAUGGCUUCAGAUGAUGCUGUGAAGGGUGAUAGGUACAUGGAGGGCAUAGCCACAUUCAAGGGUGCUGAUACUCCACCUUUCUCUUCAUGGGAAAGUGCUUAAACUGAAAUGGCUCGUUCAAUCAUGCUAGGGUUUCCUUUUUAUGGUUUCAGUAAGGGUGUAUGGUUUGGCACUCCAUUUUACAAGUAAGGAUUUGAAGUUAAGAGUUUCGUUUUGAGUUUCAUAACUGAGGUUAUCUCAUGCCCUCAUAAUAUUUGCUUGUAACACUUUGGAUUAACUGAACGAGCUUGGUCAUCUAUACUUUUUGUGGCAUGAUCACUAGCAAAUCAUAUUCAUUCAGACCAAAAUUUCGAUGAUAGAGAAUCGUGAUAAACGAUUUUAGUUUUUCUCUUUGUAUACGUCGAGUUUCUCUCAAUUUCCAAAAAUUAUGUGUCGACAAACACAACUAGUAAUCAGGAAUCAACCCAGACUAUCAUUGUCUUAAUGAAUAAUGACGAUGAUUGAAAAUGAAAACCUUUUGAGGCUACGACUAAAGAAAUAAGACUAAACUAACAAAAAAUUCAAAAGUAGAACUUAUUAAAAAGUCGAUAUUGCACUUGGCAAGAGCUGCGCCGAAGUGUAGUGUUUUAAUCAGAGUUUGAUUAAGUAUUUUUUUUUUUUACGAAUAUUUGAUUAAGUAGUUUGAACCUAAUUUUACUCAAUAGUAUGUACUAAGAUCGGUCUCCUAUGAUUCAUAGCAUCAUUGAUCAGUGAGUGCAAAUUCUUAUGAAGUUCUCCAAUUAAAAAAUUGCGAUUUUUUUCAACGUUUUAUUCGAUGGUGGUGUAAUAUAAAAUAGAAAGUCAUUU
Molecule: messenger RNA, 2549 nt
Organism: Linum trigynum
Lineage: Eukaryota; Viridiplantae; Streptophyta; Magnoliopsida; Malpighiales; Linaceae
Source: the annotation of a GenBank genome assembly